AUGUCUAACAGUAAAAGAUUGUAUGCCGAGGUCAUGAAAGGAGAGUGCAAAAUUGGCGGUUUGUUUAACUGGAUGGCAGCAUACCAGGAGGAAGACGAGAAUUUGGCCUUAGAGAAGGCCAUAUCGUUAAGCAAGGUAUAUAUGUUAUAUUUAUGAAAUACUUGUAGUUAUAAUAGUUAUUUACAUCUGUUAAACAUCAUUUAACAAGCAGCAAAGGUUCUACUCACUACCUAAAUGAUACAAACAGAUUCGACUUUUCGAGCAAAGUCCCUUCGUCAGGAAUUAGUGUGGCCACAUACACUGGCUGCAUAGUGAAAUUUACAUCUGUUAUACUACAAAGCUUAUUGGAGACUGUUCUAACCUGAGUAUCAGGCCCUACUUUUAGGGCACAGGCACGCCUGAUCGUGGGCGAAGGGGAGAAAAGUACGGCCUGACACAAAAGUGGCAUUUUGCCUGGUUGUUCAGUCCAGAAUCUGGACUGAGCGCUGAUUGGCCGAUUUGACAAACGAUUUUUAAAUCUGUCAUUUGAUUGGCUGGUGCUAAUUAGAUUAUACUAUUGUUGUUGAUAUAUUUUAUAACGAUCACAACUACAAUUAUAGCCGGCCCACUAAACGGCUGAAUUUAAAUUAAAACUGCAGUAAAGUUAGAAAAUAAUCGCAAAUUAGCGAAAUAUAUUGCAAAUGUAGCUUAUAUUAAAUCGCCAUCAGAUUGCACUAUCGACUGACGUAUAGUUAUAAAGUAUACUUAAUAUAUAUAUACUUUAUAUAUAUAUACGUCACUGUUUGUUGAUAAAUACGGCAAGCGCCAUGUAAAGCUCAUUGUAGUCACUGAAACCUCUGCGGAGGAGAGAGCAAUCGGGUGGCGAUUUAAUAUAAGCUACAUUUGCAAUAUAUUUAGCUAAUUUGUGAUUUUAUAAGUUCAUUGCAGUUUUAAUUUAAAUUAAGCCGUUUAGUGGGCUGCCUAUGCUAUAAUUAGAUUGUUGUUGUCGUUGUGUGAAAUUUAAAUUUCUCCUGCGACAUUUUGAUUGGAUACUAAAUAUAAACUUUGCUGUGGGCGGAAAGCGAUCAGGUUAAGUUUUGUGUCAGGCUCUAUUUGUAAAAUAGAGCCUGAUACUCAGGUUAAGACUGUUCAUAUGGAGCCAGGCUGGCCCGCUAAGCGAGACGUGCUGCCCGGUAGGCGGGAGGAAUUUUUGUUUGCAUUUAUAUGCGCCGGAGAUUUUAUCCCCGUGGCCGGGAUAUAAAUUGUUUAUAAAUUGGUUAUAGUUGUUCACAUAUUAGGAUAGAUUUCCAUAUUAAUUUUUUGCUUUGAAACUUCAUAUUUAUUAACAUUACAGCUAUUGAAGUCUUUACAAUCCCACUGGGCAAGCUGGCUAGCCUGCUGUGACCAGAUUUAUAUGGGAGCAUAACACAUUUUAAUUCCGUUUGGUGCGAGAUCUCGUCAAGCAGGCCAACCCAUUUGUCCACAUAAAAUGCAUGAAAUGUUUUACUAUAAAUUCUACCAUACGGUGUGAUCUCAUAAGCGGGUUGUUUCCCGAAAGCCCCACACAGACGAGCAAUAAAACUUGUGAAGGAAAAAUUGCUUGUCUGUGCGGGGCUUUAAACAGUAUAAAAAGUCAUUUGGGCUAGAUUAUAGAAUACCUAUCCACUUUUGAAACUGUUAUACUUGUUGUCAUGAUACGAUGGAAAACGAAGUCGAUAAUAAAGUGGAGUAUUUGAAAAAGCCUGGGUAUUUUUUGGUGAUACAAUGAUAUGAAGUGCAAAUAUAAUUACAUAGUUUUAUUCUGACUUCCUAUCAUCGAAUCAUGAAAAAAUAAAUCUUAACCAGGCUUUUUCAAGUAACAAUUUCAAAACUGGAUGGGUAUUCUAUAAUCGCUCCAAGAAAUGAUUAUUUUUACUGAAUAGUCUUGUUGUUUCAAUUUUUGCACGUCAUCGAUAUAGGCGAUUGAUGUGGUAGAUCUAACCAUCUCACCAGCAAAAGAUGAGCCAGUCGAUAAAACGGUUAUUAUUCAUAGUUCCGUAAGUGUGAUAUUGUUGUUGUAUUCUAAUUUUUACAAUUCUAAUCAGACUAUUAGCAAUAUUUUUAUCAGUGAAGGUGAUGAUUGAUAAUUUUACAUAAUUUAGGAUGAUAGCACAACUACAGAUGCAAGUCCAUCCACAUUACAUAAUCUUGAACUGGAUGUUAAACUGUCAAGAAAAGUAAGAACUUUAAUUGAAUUAUUGAAAAAUUUAUUUCACUUUUCUCGUCAGUGAAAAUUCUCCUUUGUCGCAUGCCUUGCAUUUAACGAGUGUGACUACUUGUCGUAUAUUGUGAGUAAAUAUUUAGUCGUGUAUAUGCAAAAAGACUGUGUCUUUCACUUGUAAUUUAUAUCACCAUUCUUUUCAGUUAUACUGUUUGCUUUCUGCUGUUAGCAACGCUGUAAUCUGUAAGCUAGUGUACCCGCACUGGAAAAAUUAAUUAUUUUAUCAUCCAGUGCGCUGGCUUUUAUGUAAGCAGUUCAGUUUUGCGUUAUGAAUGUUAUGCCGUUUCUGUUUUUGCACCCUGAAUUGCCAAACUGGCAUCUAUAUUCCUUUCUGUGAGUGUGCGGUCGGAAUUUGUAUAUAAAUAGUCCAUAACGAUGCAUAAUAUUUCUAUAAAAGACUUUUCCACGGCAAGAGAAGGGGAAAAGUAAAACGUUAUCAAGGUACUUAAUGUGUGUUACUGAACUCACUUAUGGUCACUUAUGCACUCUGGUCACUCUUUCACUCAAAUUACUCCAAACCGUACCUUUAUUGCUUUACGUGUUAUGCGACGAGAUAAAAUCGCCAACCAUAGUAUUCCACUAAAGCAUAGAUGAACAAGGUGGCAUAACACAAUUUAGGAAUGCUGCCUGCCAUGCCAGGAAUGUGCGACAAAUUAAACACAUUAAUAGGGCCACACAGGAUCAUCAGCCCAAUGACCAGAUGUUGGAGUUGAUAGAAAUGCACAAAGAAGGCGCGAGGGAUGCUAACAAAGCAUUUGUCCGAAAAGUGGAAAUAUCGUCUGACCCUCGCGUAAUACUGACAACGGAUCAUCAACUCAAUGAUGUCACUAGAUUUUGUUCAAAUCCAGUGAAAUUUUGUGUUUUAGGCGUCGACCCAACUUUCAACUUUGGGAAAUACUAUGUGACGGUUACUACUUACCACCAUCUUUUGCUUCGCAUUAAAGAGGGUUCUCAUCCAGUCCGAAUCGGACCAGUUAUGAUACACAACAAGAAGGAGGCCUCUAGCUAUCACAAAUUGUCAGCAACAAUGAUAAAGCUAAAGCCCGAAAUAAGAAAAAAGUCUUGUUUACGGCACAGACGGGGAAAAAGCUCUAUGGGAUGGAUUUGGAUGGACUCUCACCAACGCACAGCACUUGUUUUGCGACCUUCACAUGAAGGAAAAUAUUUCUGCAAAAUUGCAAGAACUUGGGAUUCGAGGAGAAACAGCUGAAACAUUCAUGAAUGAUAUAUUUGGUAAAACAGCUGGUGCUGAGAGAAUUCCUGGCCUGAUCGACGAAGUAACCAGUGAUGCCUUAGACACUGCAAUGAAUAAUCUCAAGGCAAAGUGGAUAUCUCUCCACAAUCAAGGUCAGAAAUUUGUUGCUUAUUUCCUGAAGCACAAGUUGGAACUUGUGAGAAAAACUAUGAUAGCUGACAUCUGCGCUAUGUCUGGACUUGGAUGGCCACCUGUGAUGUACAACCAAAACCCAAACGAGUGCAUGAAUUCAAUUCUCAAGAGAGAAAAGGAAGGAACGAGAAAGAAAGAUUUAUCAAUUCCAGAAUUCCCCAGGUUGUUGGAACGGGUCGUUAAACAACAACGGAAUGAUGAAGAGCUCGCGCUGAUUGGCAUUGGCGACCAAUUACAUCUCAACCCUGAAUACAAAAGCUACAGAAUGGAGGAAACCGUGUUCUACCAGAAAUCUCGAGAGCAACAAGACACUUUUCUGAAAAAGUUCCACCAUGCCAAAAUCAACAUUAAUAAGGAACUUUUAUAUUUAAAUUUUUAUAUCUAA
Molecule: messenger RNA, 4011 nt
Organism: Paramuricea clavata
Lineage: Eukaryota; Metazoa; Cnidaria; Anthozoa; Malacalcyonacea; Plexauridae
Source: the annotation of a GenBank genome assembly